Molecule: messenger RNA, 2424 nt
Organism: Rhipicephalus microplus (southern cattle tick)
Lineage: Eukaryota; Metazoa; Arthropoda; Arachnida; Ixodida; Ixodidae
Product: thrombospondin type-1 domain-containing protein 7B
Source: RefSeq, a predicted model, not a curated record
GUGGACGAUGCACACUGCAUCAUCUACGAAUCACCGAUAAUGAAGGAGCGCGAAUGUACGGUGCCGUGUCCGGACGACUGCGCUCUGUCCGACUGGUCGCCAUGGUCAUCUUGUUCCUCUCUGUGUGCCGAGCGGCUGGACUACGGCGUCCAGUUCCGAAACCGCUCGAUACUCGGACACGCUGGAAAAGGUGGUGCCCCGUGCCCCAGAAAAUCUGAAUUGUCGGAGAAGGAAGACUGUAACAUCGUGCGCUGCUCCGGCAUGUACUGGAAGACCGACCCCUGGGAAAAGUGCGUCGCGGAAAACGCCACCAGCCGCUGUGGCCGCGGAAGACAAAACCGCGCCGUCAAAUGCUUCUUCAAAGAAAACAAAGUAUCCGACAAGAAGUGCUCUCCGCUUAAGAAGCCAGCCAAUUCCCAGCCUUGCAACGUGCCUUGCCCAGUCGAUUGCCAAGUGACCAAUUUUUCUGAGUGGAGACUAUGCAGAGACUGUGGCGAUGGAACUGGGCCUGUGCUGGUGCGCGAGCGGUUCGUGCUUCGACGAGAGACACCGGGUGGUCAGCCAUGCCCCUGGCAGAGCCUUCGCGAAGUGAAGCUCUGUGGCCCUACCGGUGGCGGGCCCUGGUGCAUGCUGGGACGAAACUUGCACUACGGCCGGGGUCCCUACCGCUGGAGCACGUCGCCAUGGUCACAGUGUGUCCUUGCUCCGGAUGCCCGCUGUGGAAGCGGACACCAAGAGCGCAAUGUAUCAUGCGUUGAUUCGAAGAACAUUCCCACGGAGCCAGCCAUGUGCAUCAACCUCACCAGCGCCAUCGUGAACUCGCGUGCGUCAAUGCUCUCUGCACCCCCUGCUCACCGGGAAUGCCACGUUCGCUGUCACGACCAGUGUGCCGUGUCCGAAUGGUCACCAUGGUCACCGUGUCCUCGGUCUGAUGACGCAAGCAUCUGUGACGAAGACCCCGUGAGCCGCCGCACACGACAACUCAUUGGUGUAUCGAGCCCCAACUGUCUUGUGAGCCUUACCGAGGAACGACCGUGUCCCCCGACGCAAAAUGUCAAGGUGGAAAAUGCGGAUUGGAGCGACUGCAUCCUUCAUGGAGAGGCACUGUGCGGCGCCGGACUUCGCUUUAAAAUGAUGUCGGCAAGUGGGAGAACAUGCGGGUCCACUGGCUUUGAGAAUGCCACCUGCCAGGAACCUUGUCCUAUCGACUGCGUCAUGGGCGAAUGGUCCCCGUGGUCACGGUGCGACGCCGUUUGCGGCGGUGGCACCCGCACCCGAACCCGCAGGGUUGUCCGCUGGCACCAACAUGGUGGAAGACCCUGCACGGUCGUUGCUCCGAAUGACAUUGAAACUCAGACCGAUACGUGCAUCGUGGACUGCGGACGCAACGUGUGGCUCCCGUCAGGAUGGACCCCGUGUCGACCCUUGAAUAUGACCAAAAAGCUGCGCUGUGGCGUUGAAGGAGUCAGGACGAGAUCUAUCCUGUGCAUGUCUGUGCUCAACGGUGACCCCUACCAAGAACUGACCGAAGAUGAGUGCGAUCCGCUUCAGAAGCCCCCCGACAGCGAAGCGUGCAAAUUGCACUGUCCGGGAGAGUGUGUGGUCUCUGAGUGGUCCCAGUGGUCAUCGUGCUUGGACCCAGAACUGGGAGCCGUUAUCACCGAGCGAAAUCGCACUCGUCGGAUGCUUCGACCACAGAGGCAUGGCAGGCACUGUCCGUACCGUUUAUUUGAGACGGAUGUCUGUCUGAAGCACCACUGGGAGCUGGGAGCACCGGGUUCUUGCGUCGUCAACGGCGGCGCCCCUUGCGGCAGUGGAGUUUCCAGGGCGCCUCUUUACUGCGUGAGGGACUCGGACGGUUUGCGCGUGGACUACAAGUAUUGCGAUCCGAACACUAGGCCAUCAACCAAGCAUGUGGAGACGGCUUGCAACGUGUCUUGUCCCGUCGACUGCAUGGUCUCAGAAUGGUCGGAGUGGGAUCUAACCGGAUGCGAGCCCUGCGGUAGUUUUGGAGACCAGGUAAGACACCGCGAGGUGAUUCAAAAUGCCACCGAAAGUGGAAGGGCCUGUCCCACAAGUCUCACCCAAAGAAAGCCUUGUCCUUUCACUCCCUGCUACCGCUGGUCAAUAGGUGCAUGGUCACAGUGCGAACUUCAUGGAGCAGACUGUGGAUUCGGCGUCCGCAGACGUGAUGUAGCGUGUUAUCGGUCUGAUGGAGAGUUAGUAGAGGAAAGCUUCUGCCAUCUGGCCAACUUCACCCCAUAUGUGGGAGGUCCUCUCCACCUCGACUGGCUGAUUGUUGGAAACGAUGUUCAGACGGAAGAACAAUGCUACGUUCCAUGCCCGCAAGGUUGUGCUUUGUUCCCUUGGUCCGACUGGUCACCGUGCAACAGGAACUGUGACACUGGUGAAAUCCGUGAGUAG